AUUCGAACACCAAACCUUCUUGAACUACCUAGGGUUUUUUGUUCGAAAUGGAAGAACAAGGCACAACGAAGCAAGGCCAAUUCCAGGCGCCAUUCUAUGUCCCCGUUGUCUUCGAUCCGGUCUCUGGAAUGCCGAUGAUUCCUCUUUAUCCCGCUCCUCAGGAUGAGAAUUCGCGUCAGGGUGGCAUUUUUGCCGUCCCAGCGGUGGGAUCGAGCCUACCGCCAGUUCCUUUCGCAUACGGCGCUCCAUUGGGAAUUCCUUUCGGUAGAGAGGAUCCUUCCGAAACAACAGAAGGGGCAGCAGGUCAAGCAGCAGCAGGGGCCAGGCCGGAUCAACAAGAAAGAGUCAUCGUCCGGAGGUUUCAAGUUGGCAUCCAUCUCGAUUUGCUGCUAAUUCUCAAGCUUAUCACGAUGGUAUUCAUCUUUAGCCAAGAUGGAUCUCGUGACCGGCUACUACUGCUCUUCCUGGCGAGUAUAGUUUACCUGUAUCAGACUGGAGCAUUGACACCAAUACUCCGUUGGGCCUCGGAAAGAGCGAGGAGGAUCAUGAUGCCUCCUCCUAUACAGCCAGCUCGCAAUGCUCCAGUCCCAGAGGCACGAGGUGGAGAUAAUGGUGCUGCUGCUGUUCCAGCAGCAAUUCCACCCGAGGAUCUGCAAAACGAGGCAAGGGUGGCAGCAGCUCCCGAUGCGGACGAACAGCCAGCACGAGCUGAAGAUCAAGCUCAAGCCCAAGAUCAAGAUCAAGCGCAAGCGCAAGCUCAACUUGGUAACUGGAGAGGAUUCGUGAGGGAAGUGCAAAUGCUCGCUGUUGGUUUCGUCACGUCAUUGCUACCCGGUUUUCACAAUAUAGAAUGACUUGGGCUCAUCCUUCAAUUUAGAGAAACAACUUUCUUCUGAUUCUGAGGGAGUAUCUAUUUGUUAUCUGACUAGUAUAACGAGUAGUAUGAUAUAGUUUUAUUUUAUAUCAGGAAACCAAUAGUUUCCUUCUUGAAAUCAACAAAAGUAGGUUGAGA
Messenger RNA from Selaginella moellendorffii, 1012 nucleotides. RefSeq lists its product as uncharacterized. Lineage: Eukaryota; Viridiplantae; Streptophyta; Lycopodiopsida; Selaginellales; Selaginellaceae. The coding region runs from base 48 to 854 and encodes 268 amino acids. The transcript has 5 exons. The record is from RefSeq and is a predicted model, not a curated record.